GCAGGGAAGACUAGGCAGGCAGUGUGCCACUUCAUAAUCUACGGCUUUCCCCACCCCGCCACCCCAUUCCUAUUGGUGCCUCUUCUGUGAACAUGUGACUUUUCUCUUCCAUAAAGUGGUGUAUUCCUAAAAUUGAAAAUUGUGGGAAUCAAGGUGGAGGCUGAGUGCUGACCAUUUCAACAUCCAUUGUCAGAGGCAAAUCUCUUCUAUAUUAACAUCCAUAUAGGUGAAAUAACAUUUUCUGAAAGGAAAAAAGGCUUUAUCCUUCUGGGAAAUGGCAGGGAAACGAGUCCUCAUAGUCUAUGCACAUCAGGAGCCCAAGUCUAUGAAUGGAUCCUUGAAGGAUGCAGCUGUGACUGAACUGAGCCGCCAGGGCUGCCAAGUCACUGUGUCUGAUCUGUAUGCAAUGAACUUUGAGCCAAGAGCAACAAAGAAUGAUAUUGUGGGUGCUCUAAGCAACCCAAAAUCCUUCAAUUAUGCUGUAGAAACAUAUGAGGCUUAUAAGAAACAAUCUCUGUCCAGUGAUGUGGUUGAGGAGCAGAAGAAACUGCAAGAAGCUGAUCUAGUAAUAUUUCAGUUCCCUCUGUAUUGGUACAGUGUGCCGGCCAUCCUGAAGGGCUGGAUAGACCGAGUGCUCUGCCAAGGAUUUGCCUAUGAAAUCCCGAAAUACUUCAAAAAUGGUUUCUUUCAGAAUAAAUCAGCCCUGCUUUCAUUCACUACUGCUGGGACUGCCGAAAUGUAUUUUAAAAAGGAAUAUGCUGGAGAUAUUAGGUACAUCUUAUGGCCUCUGCAGCAUGGUGUGUUACACUUCUGUGGUUUCAAAGUCCUCACACCACAGAUCAACUAUGCUCCUGAACGUGCAUCAGAAGAUAAAAGAAAGGAGAUGGUGACAUCUUGGUCAAGGAGACUGGAGACCAUUUGGGAUGAAAAGCCAAUAGACUGCAGUCUUUCCUGGUACUUUGAGUAAUUACAACUUGCAUUGCAUGCUAAUUCUAAUCUUUGGAAAUUCUCAGGGUACAUGAACAUUUGUAUACAGAAUCUACUGUUAAGAACCCAAUAAAAAUUAUAACAAAA
Dromiciops gliroides (monito del monte) is the source of this 1074-nucleotide messenger RNA. Its product is annotated as ribosyldihydronicotinamide dehydrogenase [quinone]-like. Gene Ontology annotation, cellular component: cytosol. Gene Ontology annotation, molecular function: NAD(P)H dehydrogenase (quinone) activity. Lineage: Eukaryota; Metazoa; Chordata; Mammalia; Microbiotheria; Microbiotheriidae. The record is from RefSeq and is a predicted model, not a curated record. Bases 275 to 967 code for a protein of 230 amino acids. The transcript has 6 exons.